CAGCAGUUACUAAUGGUUUUGAAAUAUUUGUGUCAAAAAAGGGGUGAAUAUUUGUUAAAACAAUUAAAAGAAUCUGGACCAAUUGAAGAAUAUCAAUUUGCCGCUGAGUCAAAUUCUCUCGUUGUCAAAGAUGCUGAAGAGUAUUAUCGUCUCAUGCUCUUUGAAAAUGUCAAAUCAUGGAACUUAAGAGAUUCACAUAUGGUUCGAACUUUGAAUCAAACAUUGGAUCACCUAACGAAAUGUUGUAAUGGUCGUCCUGCCAAAGCAGUUAUUUGGGCUCAUAACAGUGUGAUAAUAAUUAUGAACGAAUUAACAUUUAAAUUGGUGAUUAGUCAUUUGGGUGACGCGCGAAAUACUGAUAUGGGAAUGUCUCGUGGUGAAAUAAAUGUUGGACAAUUAGUUCGCGAACAAUUUGGCGAUAGAAAUCUUAAAUUUCCAAAUUUUCUCAUAAUCUUUGACAAAAUAACUUCUUCGUCUAAUCCUGAGGAGUUGAAAAAGGAAAUAAUUUCUAAAGAUUUAAUUGAAAAAUUAUCUGAACCGCUACUUGAAAGAGCAAUUGGUGUAAUUUACAGACCGAAUACAGAACGAUGGAGUCAUUAUUUUUCAGCAAAAUUAUCAAAGCAAUUUGAUGCGGAUGUGACAAGAGCUAUUAUGCCGAUUGACAAAUUUAAAGCGUUUAAAAAAGAAGAAGAAGAGAAUGUUCCGGCACUACCAGCUUUACCUGCAUUCCUAACAAUAUUUAAAACUGCUAAUGCAGUAAUAAUAAUUCGUGCAUUUAGUAAUUUAUUUCUUUCGAUCCUUCCUUUCGCUUUACGCAAGAAUCCAAACACCGGCAAAAGAAGAACAAUUCUCUUAUUCCUAUCAACAGCUUUUCCGUUAACAGGAUUUGGAAUUUUAUUCCUAGCAGGACUAGAACAAGCGCCACAUACAAAUCGAUGGAGAUUUAGAUUUAUGUCAGUAGAAGAAGAAAAAGAACUUUGUAAUUCGGCAUUUUUAUUACAUUAUGAUCAAUACAAGAAUAAAAUUUUAGAUGAUGGUAGAUUUGAAACUAUUUUUGUAAAACAUGUUGUGAAUAAUCUAGUUAAAGGAUUAAGCGAUGAUUUAAUGGUAUUAAGAACGUACAAGUUGGAAGGUUCAGAUUAUGAUAAUGUGAAAGUAAUGGAAAAUGCUGUGGUUGAGAAACCGGAACCUUUUGUUGUUUAUGUGGUUAAUGAUGAUACAUAUGCAGCAGGGAAAUACAAUCAAAAGGAAGAAAAAGAAGCAGAUUUUGUAGGUUUACAAUUAAUGGCUUUAUCGGGUUAUCAUCCCGGAAAAGCUGUAGAAUUAUGGUCUUACUUAGCAAUUAAUAAUAAAGAUCAAAUGGCUCUAGAAGAUUUACCAGAGUUUUAUUCAUCACACCCGAGUGAAUAUGCUAGGGCACAAUAUCUAUCUGAAGUGUUACCCGAUGCCCACAAGAUUUAUGAGGAAGUAAUUAAGAACAAAGGGAAAGCUAUACCUUUUAAUUUUAAAGAAAUCACGGAUAAACCUAAUGAAACAGUUCAAAAUAGGCCAUGGUUUAUAAUUAAAUUGUCUUAA
Racocetra fulgida is the source of this 1575-nucleotide messenger RNA. Lineage: Eukaryota; Fungi; Glomeromycota; Glomeromycetes; Diversisporales; Gigasporaceae. The record is from the annotation of a GenBank genome assembly.